UUUUUUAUAGUCUUCUGUAGUGUCUCUAAAUAGAUUGAUAUUAUUAAUGAUGUUACUCUAAUCAAAUAUGAAUAUUUCUUAGCUAUAAAUCUCAGUUCCAGUUUGUGUCUGUUCUAUUUUCUUUAUGUUUUCAUGAGGUGAGAAGUCUCAAACAGAGGACACACAUUUUAAUAGUGAUGUUAAUAGGUAACAAAGUUGACAAUACUAGAUCUAUAUAGUGUUAAAAUUAGUUGUUUUAGUAAAUCUUUAUCGUCCAUUUAUAGCAAACACACCGAAUGACAGGAAUUCUAAAAAAAUUUUAAAGUCCUUUACUUGUGUAUUAUAUAAGAUAAGAGAGAGAGAGAGAGAGAGAGAUGUGCAGAAAAAAUAAACUACAUCGAAAUACUCGUAUUUGGUCAUGCGUUCUUGGCUUAACAACACCUAAUUCUACUUAUAUAACCCAUCCAGUACACUGGUCCACUUUGGAUUCUAUGUGUGCUCGCUGCUUAUAUAGGCCAAUGGAUCUUAAAAGGUGUUGUUUGACGCUAAAGCUUCGGUAAACUUAAGAAGAAAAAAGAAUUAGCUGGCUUAGAUCACUUAGUGAUAAUGAUAGUAAAACUAGGAUAAUCAAAUAAGUAAACAAGGUUUAACAAUCUAACCCCAGGAUCGUGCUUACAACGAGACCAAGAAAUUAAUAACACAGAACCCUCGAUGAGAAACUGCCAGCAUAAUAGCAUGCACAAAGCACUGUUAACUAAGUAAAUUCUACAAAUGGAAUAACGAGUUCAGUGUUGAAACUGUCAGAGGUCUUUGCUAGACUAAGUAUAAUAGCGCUGGAUGGCCUACUUAACCGAGGCCUGCGUAAAAAAAAACUACACAGCGGCCUUGACCAAACCCAUUCCUGGAUAUACAAUAACAGCAAUUUUAAAGCGUGUUGCACAACUUUGGUAAACAAUUGCCUGGCGAAUGUAUGCACAAGAAAUAUUGUGAAAUUCCGUUUAACAUCUGAAGAACGAGGGGGUCAACAUGAGGGGUAGAAAAAAUCCAAAACAAAACGAACAGGCGCCUUCAACCUUACCACCUUGCAAAGUCUGUGGCGAGCAGGGAUCUGGUUUUCAUUAUGGAGUUACCACAUGUGGUGCUUGCAAGGGAUUCUUUAGAAGAAGUCUAGUCCGCACAGAGCCUUACAUCUGCAUUGGUCGGGGCCAUUGCCACAUCGGACCUGAGACAAAAAGAAGAAAAAGUUGUCCGAAAUGUCGCCUGGAGAAGUGUCUAUCUGUAGGCAUGUGUAAAGAAGCAAUUAAAACUGGCCGCUAUUCACGUGUGAAAAAAUGUAACGACAUUCUGGAGAUGAUGACAUUCAAAAGUGAAAUUUCAAGUGGAGGUGAACCUCUUCUUGACUCGACCAACAACAGCUCUGAGUUGUCCAUCGUUGCUUCUCCAACACAAGAAAACAACAUUAAUGACUUGAUGCAUAACUCUGUAGCUCCUUCUAGUCAAAGUUGUAGAUCUUUGGUAGAAACGCUACUUCAUAGUAAAGAUUGUUUGCAAUACCCCAGUUCCGUAGAUCUGCAAUGUUCUUUGAAGACUUUAUUACCUAAAGAUCAUACUUUUGUUUUAGAGGAUGAGCAUGGUACGAGGAAAGUAUCGCCAACAGCUAGAGAAGAGCUGUUAGAUUCUGAAGAGGAUAAUCCCAAUAUACAAACCCAUCAACAGAAGCAGCAAUUUGAUUAUUGCGUUUCCUCAACGGCCGUAAUGCAUGAAAGGUCAUUUUCACCUUCAUUGUCUGAUACUACAGGAGCGUUGAAUGUUUCUCAGCUGUCACCAGACUGGUCACUAAGAACCACGACAGAAUCGUGUUUCUCAAAUCAAAAUGUUUGGCCCAAGACCCAUGAGAUUAGUUCUAAUUUCCCAGACACUCCAGAAAUUUCAAUGGAAACUAGAUAUCCUGAUGAGCUUACUGAUGUCCAUGUCGAUAGCUGCAGUCGAUACUUUAAAUGUCUGUGUAAAGACAACACUUGCAGCCAUAAUGUAUUGCCUGAAAGAGAGGCAACUACAACCGAAUCGUUACAUCGCAUUCAAGGUGAAGGAAAUUACACGAAUACAUCAAUACAGCCGGAGAGCUUGAGGCAGGAUACCUGGGUCAGUGAUUCCCUUAUCUGCGCUGAACAAAGACAUGGUAAAGAGCUCAAUGAUCAAAGAUGCUCUGCUAACACACAUUCGUCAUAUUCCAAUGCUGAAUCAUUUCUUGACGUCGCACACACUUUGAUUCCAACACUUUGGGAUUCCAAGACGGAAUCAGAUUGCCUUAUAUCAUCUAAUAAGGUGCUACAUGUUAGGUUUGACCACGGUCAACCUCACACCUUUACAACACAGCAUCGCGCUACUUCCAAUUCUUCCGGAGCUGGCGUUCCUCCAGAUGUUGUUGGUUGCUCAAAGUCGCCAAAGUCUCAUGGGGAAAAUAUGACAUUACCUCUCAACCAGCUUGGGUCAACAGAACCAAAAGAAAACGAUAAUUCGAUUAGAAGUGAUCCAGACAGAGACUCCACAUUCGACAAAUGCACUCGUUUAAGAAAUCUAAUCGAAAGCAACAAAAAUUUCCUCAGCCUCUGGACUCCUUUCAGUCUUAGCGAGGAGGAAGAGGCUCAGCUUCAUCCAGACUUUGAAGAUGGCGAACCCCAACGACGCCUAAGUGAGGAUGAUUUCAAAUACAAAAAUACUCCUCUCCCUUGGUGUGAGUUCACUGAGGCGGAGUUGGAUGACGUCGUACGGUCUUUAAAAUGCUCACACCGGAAGUACAUCGGAGUCGAUGGCAAUCAAUUGUCAAAAGAGCAGCUUGCAGAAAAAGAAAACUCGUUUCUGGAGUUCUUUAAUUUUAACAAGAAGGGAUCAAGUGACCAGCGCCCUAUCAUUGACAAAGAUCUCUACUACGAGAUACUGGAGUCCACCGGUCUGGACAUUGAUGGGCGUAAGUUCUGUGUGGAAAUCUGGGUAAAGAUCUUGGACGAAACUCUGAAAAAUACUAUGCGGUUCUUUCGGUCAGUGCCUGGGUUUAAAGAUAUCAACAUGGAGGAUAAAGUGAUCUUGUGCAAAGCAUCCUUGGAUGAGUACACAAACCUGAGCUUAUUCCGUGGGGUCAACCUGGAGAAGGACCUGCUAGUCCACGCAGAAAACAGAUUGGUUGUGCCAAUGAACUUUUUGGUGCAGAUCUUACCGGAUAUUGAGCAAAUACUUCAAGGCAUCAUACAGUCGUCAAUUCGACUCAAGGAACUGCAACUCACUUUCGAGGAGAUAUUAAUCUUGAAAGCAAUUAUUAUUGUUUCCCCUGAUCGUGAGAAGCUGAACGACUAUGAAAAGGUCUACAACAUUUACUGGCGACUUCACUGCUGCUUGCUGCUGAGUUUGUGGCGUCGGUUCGAGUCACCCCUGCGACACUAUGCUAAGAUUAUCUCCGUUUUGACCUACAUGAGGCAGAUCUCCGAGAGCAGCCGGGAGAGCUAUCAAAGGUUGGGCUCCGACAUCGUUCGAUUGACCCGUCACGUGGACGUUCCUCUUUUUCUGGAGCUCUACCCCAACAACAAGCGUUACAGCUAACAGAAUGGGCGCGCAUCGCUUCAGACAGGAAGUACAGCUAACAGAAUGGGCGCGCAUCGCUUCAGACAGGAAGUACAGCUAACAGAAUGGGCGCGCAUCGCUUCAGACAGGAAGUACAGCUAACAUAAUGGGCGCGCAUCGCUUCAGACAGGAAGUACAGCUAACAGAAUAUGUGCGCAUCACUUCAGACAGGAAGUACAGCUAACAUAAUGUGUGCACAUCGCUUCAGACAGGAAGUACAGCUAACAGAAUGUGCGCGCAUCGCUUCAGACAGGAAGUAGAGCUAACAGAAUAUGUGCGCAUCACUUCAGACAGGAAGUACAGAGCCUGAUACGUCAAACAUUUGUGUUCUUUAAGUAGACAGAGAAUAAGUUGUUGGUUUUCUUUGUCACGUUUUAUAUAACAGAAGUUGUUAAAAACAGAGAUAAAUGACGAGAGAGAGAGAGAGAGAAAGGAGUGAGGAAAAAGGAAGAGACAAAAAGAAAGGAAGAGAAUGAAAGAGAAAGAAAGAAAAAAAGAAAUCGAGAGAGAGAGAGAGAGAAAGGGUGAGAGUAAAAGAGAGAAAGAGGAAGAGUGACGAAGAAAGAGAGAGAGAGAUAGAGAGAAAGAAAGAUGAAUAAAGAAAGCAAGAAAGAGUCGAGGAAGAGAAAGACAGAGAAAAGAGGAAGCAAGAGAACAAUGAGAAGUGUGAGAAUACUAGAUACAAAUACCACAGGGAGAUAGAGAUGUGUAAGUGAAAGAGAAAUUACAUUGAUAUUUUUAUUACUUUUCCUUUUAUUGCUACAAUACAAAUGCAUCAAAUUCCUUACAUAAAUGUUUUAAUGAAAAACGAUAGUGAGACAUACAAUGUUAUAUUAACAUAGUGAGAAUGUCUUAAUGAAAUAAUGACAUAUCUUACAUAAAUGAAUAACAAUUGGUGUCAGUAGCUUGAAAAAAUAAAAAUUUAAUACAAUCUAA
Biomphalaria glabrata is the source of this 4530-nucleotide messenger RNA. RefSeq lists its product as uncharacterized. The record is from RefSeq and is a predicted model, not a curated record. Lineage: Eukaryota; Metazoa; Mollusca; Gastropoda; Planorbidae. The coding region runs from base 1006 to 3573 and encodes 855 amino acids. The transcript is spliced from 7 exons. Gene Ontology annotation, molecular function: sequence-specific DNA binding; zinc ion binding; DNA-binding transcription factor activity. Gene Ontology annotation, biological process: regulation of DNA-templated transcription.